AAACUUGAGUGAAAUAUUGAAAACGUCCCACGUUAUGUGGAUAAGUUAUGACCGACGGAACUUUUGCAAGAGUCAGCUCUUUCAAGUGGCCUUGUUAUUAUACUUUGUAGCAACUAGUGCUUUUUAUAUACCCGGAAUAUAUCCAAACGAUUAUCCUCAAGGAGCAGAAUUGGAUAUUCGUGCAAACAAGUUGACCUCUUCAAGGAGCAAUGUCCCUUAUGACUUUUACUUUCUUCCUUUUUGUUCACCUCCAGAAGAGAAGGAGAAGACUCUAAAUGUGGGUCAGAUACUUUUGGGUGAGCACUCCAAGUCGACCCCGUUCAAAGCCUUUAUGCUUGUUCCAGAGUCUUGUAAAGUUGCUUGUACGAGAACCUUAGACUCGAAGGAUGUAGCUAAAUUGAAGAACCUGAUACGGAGAGACUAUCGUGCCCGCCUCAAUCUGGAUAAUAUGCCUUUGGUUGUAAAGAAACAAACACAAAUAGAAGGUGGUGACGAGUAUUAUCAACUUGGAUAUCCUGUGGGUUAUUCACUCAACGAUCAAUUUUAUGUGUACAACCAUCUUCAUUUUAAAGUGUUAUACCAUCGACCUGACGCUGCAGGCCCAGAAAACUUGUAUCGUAUAGUAGGAUUUGAAGUGCAGCCUUCCUCUUUGGCUCGUUCCGGAGAUCCUGAAGAUCCUUCUUUCUGUAGUGCUGAAGGUCUUGAAGAAGUUUCUGUAGGAAAGACAGUAUAUUUCACUUACAACGUGGAGUUUGAAGAGAGUCCCGUUCGAUGGGCGACGAGAUGGGACCCUCUUUUAAAGGCUGCGGAAGAACAGGAAGAAAUUCAGUGGUUCUCUAUAAUCAACUCACUUUUGACUACAUUAUUUCUGACAGCAUUAGUUGGCAUGAUAAUGCUUAGGACAGUUCGAAAAGAUCUAUUGCGUUACAGUCAACCUGAAGAUGAAGAAGAGAUUCAGGAAGAGACUGGUUGGAAGCUCAUUCAUGGUGAUGUAUUUCGGAGUCCUCCUUAUCUUAGUUUAUUUUGUGUUGCUAUAGGCACCGGUGCACAUGUUUUAUCCAUUGCCUGUAUUACUCUACUUUUUGCUCUCAUUGGAUUUCUUUCCCCCGCCAAUCGAGGGGGUUUAUUAAGUGCGAUGGUAUCUCUUUGGAUUCUUACUAGCGUUAUUGCUGGCUAUGUUUCUUCAAGUCUUUACAAGUCCUUUGGUGGUUUGUUUUGGAAACGAGUUGCUUUAGGUACAGCCAUAUUGUUCCCUGGUCUGAUCUUUUUAAUAUUCUUCUGUUUGAAUUUUCUUAUGUGGUUAUCGCAAUCCAACGAUACUGUUCCAUUUUCGACGCUCGUUCUCAUCUUAUUUUUAUGGUUUGGCAUAUCGCUUCCACUGGUAUUUCUAGGAAGUUACUUUGGAAGAAGAAGGCCAUCAUACGAAUUUCCAGUACGAGUCAAUCAGAUUCCUAGAAAGAUACCUCGACAGCCUUGGUACAACAACACUCUUUUGUCAGUUCUUAUCGGAGGAGUUUUGCCAUUUGGGUCUGUCUUCAUUCAACUCGUCUUUAUACUUGGCAGCUUAUGGCAAAACGAAGUUUAUUACAUGUUCGGGUUUCUUUCUAUUGUUUUCAUUUUAUUGAUUGUAACUUCUGCUGAGAUUAGUAUCGUGUUGUGUUAUUUGCGUUUAUGUGGUGAAGAUUAUCGUUGGUGGUUUUAUUCAUUUUUCAGCGCAGGUUCUUCAGGACUAUACGUCUUUCUUUACAGUUUGUUUUAUCUUAUGACGCAACCAGACUUUAAUGGUAUUGAUUUUGUGUCUCUUAUAGUGUACUUGAGCUAUAUGUCAAUCAUCUCUAUGUCUUUUACUUUUCUCACUGGUUUUGUUGGAUUUCUGUCUUGUUUCUGGUUUACUCGCAAAAUAUAUUCUGCAGUUCGCGUUGAUUAAAGAUUUCAGUUGCUCUACUUAUGACUAUCUUGUUAUGGUUAUAAGCAGAAAGGAAUCCACAAAACUCAAUUCUUU
Galdieria sulphuraria is the source of this 2002-nucleotide messenger RNA. RefSeq names its product endomembrane protein-like protein. The transcript is spliced from 4 exons. Bases 35 to 1927 code for a protein of 630 amino acids. Lineage: Eukaryota; Rhodophyta; Bangiophyceae; Galdieriales; Galdieriaceae. Gene Ontology annotation, biological process: protein localization to membrane. Gene Ontology annotation, cellular component: membrane. The record is from RefSeq and is a predicted model, not a curated record.